AUGACACCUUCCGGCAGAAUCAUUGGUCUGCGAGUCCUCACAUUGCAAGCGGCGGGCAUAAGUGCACCCUGGCAGCCACCACCUUAUGGAGCGGAGGAUGUCACUCGCAUCCCUCUCACGCUCGGCAAAGGCCUGUACAGAGUAGCAGCAGAACUAACCCUGCCAGUCCCCGUCAAGACUGGCCAGAAAUUCCCCUGUAUCGUAUUCAUCGGCGGCUCCGGCCCCAUGGACAAAGACUCCACUAUUGGCGCCCUGAAACCAUUCAAGGACAUGGCCCUUGGUCUCGCAAGUCGCGGUAUUGCAUCGUGUCGGUUCGACAAGUUUGCGUGCACGAUUGCUGGGAGACUUCUCACGCGCACCACAACAGCCACGCUUACAGAUGAAUACAUCUAUCAUGUCAGGCAUGCCAUCCGUAAGGUCCGUCAACAUCCUAAUAUUGACCACGACAAGAUAUUCCACCUGGGCCAUAGCUUGGGGGGUGUGAUUGCUGCUCGCCUUGCGACAGCUGAGCCCUCAGUAGCAGGCUGUGUCCUCAUGGCGUGUCCGGCGCAACCUCUCUACCGGUGUGCGAUUCGACAACUGCGGUAUUUCAAGAGUCUUGACGAGUGUGGGGGAGCACCCUCCGGCGAUGAACUAGAUAAUACAAUUGAGGCGCUGGAAAAGCAAGCAGAGCUUGCUGAUAGUCCGUCAUUGACCCCAUCAACACCAGCCAGCCAACUACCAUUUGGUCUUGGCCCGGCAUAUUGGCUCCAGUAUCGUGAAUUUGAUCCCAUUCAGUCCCUGCAGAGAUCUGUGUGCCCUGUCUUGGUUCUGCAGGGUGCACGGGAUUAUCAAGUUACCGUCAAUGACGACUAUGCAGAGUUCUGUGCAAAGUUCCAGGAUCGUCAGAAUGUACACUUUCGGCUGUAUGACAACUUAAAUCACUUGUUUGUACCGGGGGAGGGGAACUGUACUCCGGCCGAGUAUGAUAUUGGAGGAAGUGUGGAUGUGGCUGUUGUGGAUGAUAUCGAGCGAUGGGUUAAGAGCUGUUGA
Molecule: messenger RNA, 1032 nt
Organism: Aspergillus pseudoviridinutans
Lineage: Eukaryota; Fungi; Ascomycota; Eurotiomycetes; Eurotiales; Aspergillaceae
Product: alpha/beta hydrolase family protein
Exons: 1
Coding region: 1-1032 (343 amino acids)
Molecular function (GO): carboxylic ester hydrolase activity
Source: RefSeq, a predicted model, not a curated record